This is a messenger RNA of Contarinia nasturtii (swede midge), 3029 nucleotides long. RefSeq lists its product as uncharacterized. NCBI's taxonomy places the organism in Eukaryota, Metazoa, Arthropoda, Insecta, Diptera, Cecidomyiidae. The transcript has 6 exons. The record is from RefSeq and is a predicted model, not a curated record. Bases 441 to 1376 code for a protein of 311 amino acids.
GAGAGAGAACUCGUGAGUGAACAGUGCGCAGAUAUUUUCAACCAGGCAAUGGCAUAAAAAUGUUAACGAAACAAUGAACAAAAAAAAGUUUCAUGAAAGGUUCUAAAGCAGCGCACAUUGUUGGGUGAUCAAAGUGCAAGCAGCGCGCAUCACUGACUCGCAUGGGCACAAAAAGAGAAAUUAUAGCAUGACAAAAGCAGGCAGACAAUCGGAAUUAAAAAAAAAACAUACUAGUCACUCUGUGUAUGUUGCCCCAUUGUUUUUUUUUUCUUUCAUUCGUUAUUAUUCUCUCUAGCUCAAUUUAAUAAAGGUCGCCCUCUUCAAUAUCCAACAAAUAACCAUUUCCGCUUUCAUGAUAGAUGAACACAACGUUUUUUCAUAUUGUCUGGUGUCGAUCAUUAGCGUUCAAUUUUCGGUAAUUGUGAAUGAUCGAUUGAGCCAUGAGUCGAACAAGAUCAAAAGACGAUCAAUUAAACAGCGAGAGGAGAACUGACAAUGACAAAGACAUCAAGAAUCUUGUGGUAAUAAAACAAGGACUCAAGUCAAUCAUCCGAAAAGAAUAUCGCGACAAAGUGAUUCAGUUUUUGGAUUAUCGAAGCCACCGAAUAACACUGAUUUCAUCACUGGCAUCAUUGUUGGCAUUGUACAAAAUUCGAGAAGCCAUCGAUGAUGAGAACCGACAAUUUUUUCUACAAAACGGACACAAAUUUUUCAUCAAAUGCUUUAACGGCGUUUUAGCGGAAAACGUCGACGAUGAGGAACUAAUGUCACCAGCUUUUCGUAACAUUGUCGAGGCUCACAUCGGUGAAGAAGAUUUUGCAUGGCCCGAUAAAGAAUGCUUGGGAAAUGGUUUCAAUUAUUUCUACCAAGAUCACAUUCGAAAUACCCAGACCAAUCUCAACACUCAUUGUUCAGAACAUGUUGAAUCGUUUUUUCAAAUGAAACGCUGGUAUUAUAACAUGAAUAUCAAUGGCCAUCAAUACUAUGGAUCAAAAUUCGACGGCAUCGAUAUACGAAACGCAAAAGUUUACGCCACUAGUAACAAAGAUCUGACACAUGGUGAUGAAGAGAGAACAAAUAAGAUGAACAUUUUAUUGUAUGAACUGGAAAGAAUCGGUUGGCAGUGUCAAAAAGUUCAUAAUGAACAAUUGGUUCCGGUCACUGUCAAUGAGUUCGUUAAGGACAAUUGGUUCCAAUCACUGUGGAUGUUCGGUCAAAUGCAACGCCAAAUCGAAGUGUUUCAUCAAUAUGCACAACAAUGGCAUGCAUUCCGUCGCGAUGGAUUGAUAACGAACAAUCGACCGCCAAAAGUGAACAAUUUCGCACUUGUCCCGUUCUGCCGAUUCCAACUAAAAAACGUUCGAACGCUGUACUAGGAGUGGUGCCCAGUUCUCGCAAUCCGCUGACCAAUCGAAUGAACAAAUACACACUGGACUAUUACAUGUACGGCCAUAGAGAUGAAUUGUGGAAUUUGGUUUUCGACAUGGAUAAAAUCAAACAAAUCGGCAAGCAGAAGCAAUUUAACUUCCAAAUCGUCACCAAUAGUGUUUGCGUGUCAAUAUUGUACGAGAAGCCAGCGAAGGCUUGGGUGGAAAAUUCGGAGCAGGCCACAUUUAACAACAUGACAUAUGCUAGUGCCAUCGAUCCGAACGAGAAAACGUGGGUGGCCGUUGUGCGCCGCCAUAUCAAUUCAAACAUUGAGGAAAACAUUAAAAUAUCCAAUCCACGAUUUCAUUGGCAAACCGAGUAGAAGAAGAGAGAUCGGAAGGCUGAUCGGUUGACCUGGUGGUUUGUUGAACAAGAACAAAUGGAUUUCAAGUCGUACCCAGUCAUACCAUCACCGCGUGGAUCAACGUGGAAAUCGUACAUUCAGCAUCGCAUCAAAAUGCUACGAAUGGGAAUGCAAGCAUAUGCGACUCGAAAAUAUGCACGAAUGGAUCUCGAUCAUCACAUCAAGGCUACCAAAACAAGUGAUAAAGUUGCCAUGCGGGUAACGAACAACAAACCGUCUUGGAUUUGGAUUGGUGCUGGAGAAAUGGCACCAAAUCGGCAUGGGGCAUAAAGAAGCGGAAAAGAUGCCCGGGAACGCGUAAAUUGGCAAUCAGUUUCAAGAAACAAGAGCACACAAAGGUCAGUUUUCAAGAUGAAUGGGGUACAUCAAUAACGUGUGCCAAUUGUCACGAGCGAUUUCCAAGAGAAACCAAAAAUCAUCGAUUCAAAAUUUGUCGAAAUUGCAUACCAAAACCGAUUGUUGGACUACCACCGAUAAUUGUGACGAAUUUGAGCAGACAAGAGCUUAAGAAAGAGCGAAUUGUAGAAAGAGCAAUCAAUCCAGAUCGUGAGAACAUCGAGCGUUUAGUGCCAAAGAUAAAAGUUAUCUUCAAAACUUGGUCAUUAACUCGAGAAUACCAUGAAUUGGGUGAUGCUGCACCAGAAGACAUGAUUGAGCACGUAGUCAUUUGGCACCGUGACAUUGUUGCCGCAAAGAAUAUUUUAUUCAAAGGAAUGUGUCGUCUUUUUGGCAUACCAUUGCCCGAUUCGUUGAAGAGACCUGACAAUAUAUGAUAUAAUAAAUGUAUGUAGGGAUAUUCAUCAGUGCAUGGAUGAAUACAUAUUUUGUCAUGUGCGGAUUUUUGCAAAACACCUCCCCCCUCAAAAUUGAAAUGUCCACCAAAUAUCUCAGAGUUGUGCACGCAAAAUGCACUUCGCUUCUCAAUAGCCAGUACAAACAGUCGAGAUUCUAUGAGUGUGUGAUGAAAUAAACGACCAGCCGGAAUAAUACGCACAAACAAAAACUAAGCACAUAAUGGAAUGGAAAGCGAAAUAUACAAAACGAAAAACAUGAAAACGUUCCGCAUAAACAACAACACAAUUGGACCGCAAUAUACACCAAAAGCAAAGUGAAGGCGCAUGUUAUACAGCAACAACAAUAAUACACCAUCCAAAUGUGUCGGAAUAGACCAAAUCCAAACAUACACAAUACUCGCUAUAUAUACACGUUUAUCCAUAACUGGUUUUUAUUUAUAUUU